This is a messenger RNA of Daldinia caldariorum, 1729 nucleotides long. Its product is annotated as WD40 repeat-like protein. The transcript is spliced from 4 exons. The record is from RefSeq and is a predicted model, not a curated record. Gene Ontology annotation, cellular component: nuclear pore outer ring; COPII vesicle coat. Gene Ontology annotation, biological process: positive regulation of TOR signaling; protein import into nucleus; COPII-coated vesicle budding. The coding region runs from base 366 to 1274 and encodes 302 amino acids. Gene Ontology annotation, molecular function: structural molecule activity; protein binding. NCBI's taxonomy places the organism in Eukaryota, Fungi, Ascomycota, Sordariomycetes, Xylariales, Hypoxylaceae.
CCAUAACCUAACCCUGCAUAAAUCCAAAGGUUUAUCCCUGUUCCACGUUCAUUGAAAAACAUUAAUCCGGAAAAGCACUGAGUGGGGCGUCAGCUUCAGCUUUAAUGAAAUCUGGACUGAUCCAUUUAACCAGUAACAUUGGAAAUGCAUGCCAUUGAUCUUGGUGUACAGAUUGUAGGUACUAUUGUAGUGUACACCUGGUGAACUUGCCGGUGGAGCUUUGGAACUUGUUUACCUCAGCUGCCAAGUUGAAGGUUACAAACGAAUCAAUCCAACAUUCAGAAACUAAAUCAAAUAACACGCCGCUUUUCUCGGUCGAAUCUUGAGCUUCCUACUCUCCCUAUAUCCUCUAUCCUCUUUCCAAAAUGGCGCAAGUCAUAUCCAAUUCUGGCCACGAUGACAUGAUUCAUGAUGCUGUUCUCGACUACUAUGGCCGGCGGCUUGCAACCUGUUCCUCGGACAAGACGAUCAAGAUAUUCGAGAUCGAAGGCGAAACUCAACGGUUAACGGAGACAUUAAAAGGUCACGAAGGCGCCGUGUGGUGUGUUUCGUGGGCGCAUCCUAAGUACGGCAACAUUCUCGCCUCGGCAGGUUACGACGGCAAGGUCUUUAUUUGGCGCGAACAAUCGAAUCAAUGGCAGAGAAUCUUCGAUUUCUCCCUCCACAAGGCCUCGGUGAACAUGGUCGCAUGGUCACCACACGAAUCGGGCUGUCUUCUCGCAUGCGCGUCGUCUGACGGAAAUGUGUCCGUUCUCGAAUUUAAGGACAACAACUUUUCCCACGUUUCCUUCCCGGCGCACGGCCUUGGCGUCAACUCAGUUUCCUGGGCACCUGCCACGACGCCUGGUAGCAUCGUUUCUUCUGCACCCCCCGGCCCGGGUGCUCUUGGUCAACGCCGUUUCGUUACGGGAGGCUGUGAUAAUGUGCUUAAGCUGUGGGCCUACGAUCCUGCAACCCAAAGCUACAAGCAGGAGAGGGAGCCACUGGCAGGGCACACAGACUGGGUACGAGAUGUAGCAUGGAGCCCGACGGUACUGCAGAAGAGCUAUAUUGCGUCGGCAUCACAAGAUAAGACCGUACGAAUUUGGACGAGCGAUAACGCAAGCCAGGGCCAGUGGUCGUCCAAGGUCCUAAACUUCGAUGCGGAGAUGUGGCGGGUAAGCUGGAGCCUUAGCGGGAACGUGUUGGCUGUUAGUGGUGGCGACAACAAGGUCUCAUUAUGGAAGGAGAACCUCCGAGGAGAGUGGGAGUGCGUCAAGACAAUGGAGGAAUAAUGAUGACCGCACCCAUAGGAUGAGAGGAUGGAUUAUGGUGAUGGUGAUAAGUCGAGGAUGAUUGUCAUGAAGCCCGGCGUUCAGAUGUAGAAGGGGGCAUUGAUUUGGCAGGACUGUUGGUCACUAAAAAGCAGGUCUACUUGCCUUCUGUGGCGGCCCCUAAAACAUACAUUGGAGAUAAAAUAUGAUAUUUUUUACAACAAUUGUUGAGAUGGUAAUGCGAGUUCUACUUUACGAGUAUGAUGGUGUGGGUUGUUACCAAGGAGAUAUGUGUAUUUGAAUUCUUGGUCUAUACCUAUAGGUUUAGAGGAUUUCGUCUUAUUGUUUGUUCGUACUAGGAACAACUUUGACGUGCAGUUUAUACAUAACUUAUGGUAUGUAUAGGUAUCUAUGGUUAGCCCUAUUUAAAAGGGGACAACUACUAUCAAUACUGAUUAUUAGAAUAUCCUCCUCUG